AUCUCUUAUCACAACAAACACUAAAUUCUCUUACCAUCAUUGUUUUCAAACUGUUUGCUACAAUGGCUUCAAAUUCAUCUUGGACAACAAAGCAGAACAAAAAGUUUGAGAAUGCUUUGGCCAUCUAUGACAAGGACACACCAGACAGAUGGCAAAAGCUAGCAAAGGCUGUUGGAGGAAAGACAGUGGAAGAGGUGAAAAGACAUUAUGAGAUGCUGGUUGAAGAUUUGAAACAGAUUGAAGAAGGUCAUGUUCCAUUACCAAAAUACAGAAAUGCUCAAACCAUAAGAGAAAGUAGCAUCAAAAUUAGUUACACUCUUACUGAUGAAGAACAAAGGUUGAAGUUUCUAAGCAUUCAGUGAGGUAGUAAUCAACAGAAGCAGACCUAAAUUGGUUUACAUGUUGUAUAUUAUAUUAAGUUUCAGUUAAAUUCAUUUUAAUUUCUGUUUUGGAUGAAUAAAAAUGAUGAUAGCUUAUUUAAAAAGCAACGUAGAGGAGCUUCUAAGCUAAGUGUGUUUGUGUUCAAGUAUGUGUUUAUAUUUGCUAAAAAAAUUUAAUAUAAUUAUUAAGACUAAUUAUUAAGAUAUCCAAAUUUGGUUACUUGUUGAAUCAAGAGGGAGCAAUAUAAAACAUGCAUAUAAUUAAACAAGUUUAUCUAAAGUGAAG
This is a messenger RNA of Vicia villosa (hairy vetch), 666 nucleotides long. Its product is annotated as protein RADIALIS-like 4. The transcript has 2 exons. The record is from RefSeq and is a predicted model, not a curated record. Gene Ontology annotation, molecular function: DNA-binding transcription factor activity. Bases 63 to 362 code for a protein of 99 amino acids. Lineage: Eukaryota; Viridiplantae; Streptophyta; Magnoliopsida; Fabales; Fabaceae.